AUGUGAAAAAUGUAGUAGAAAUUGCUAGAAGAUCUACUGAUUCAGAAUCAGGUGACAGAAAUUCACAUAACACAUGUGAUCAACAAGUUUCGACAGAAAAAAUAGUGAACAUCGAUGCAAAUAACACACUCACCUCUGAUUGUGGGAAAGCCUCUUUUGACAAAACUAAUCCAGAAGAAAAAGGCAAAAAUAAUGAGGCAGUACAAGAGAUAGAUAAGAAUGAGAAAGAAGAUGAUGUUAUAUCAAUAAAUGAGGAAGAGAAUCUGAAGUAUAUGAUCAAAAGUGAAAAAAGCAAUGAGCAUGAGAUAGCACAAAGCGCAAAUAUGAUGUCAAUCGAAAAUGAAAGAGGUGUAAAAGUUAAUAUAACUCCAAAUUCUGAUGAAGGCCAAAUUUCUGAGGAUA
Molecule: messenger RNA, 402 nt
Organism: Racocetra fulgida
Lineage: Eukaryota; Fungi; Glomeromycota; Glomeromycetes; Diversisporales; Gigasporaceae
Source: the annotation of a GenBank genome assembly